AUGUCGCGCUCCUUCUAUGUGGAUUCGCUCAUCGUCAAGGACGCGGCGGCCAGGCCGGUGGUGCCUUCCCUGCCUGAGCCGCCCCCGCCGCCCCCCGGACAGGAUUUCCUCAUUCCGCUGGGCGUGCCGGCGCCUCUGGUCAUGUCCGUAGCUGGCGGGCCCGCCUGCCCGUCGCGCAAGAGCGGCGGCUCCUUCUGCGUCUGCCCGCUCUGUGUCACCUCGCACCUGCACGCCUCGGCUCGGGCGGGCGCGGCGGGUGGAGGCGCCGCCGCUUCCCUCCAGCUGCUCAAGGGCCACUUCGCUCCCGGAGGAGCCGGGGCGGGCGGCGAGGGCCAGUUCUGCCCCCGGAUGAGCCAUGUCCAGCAGCAGACGGCCCCGCAGCAGCAGCAGCAGCAGCAGCCGCCCCCCGGCUCGGUGGCAUCUGCGGCGGCGGCUCAAGUCUUGGCCCACCCACCUGUUUGCGCAGCGGCCGCCUACGGCAUGAGCGACCCCCGGCGUUUCCACUGCCUCGGCCUGGGAGGUUCGGACAGCGGCGGCCCGCUGCAGAACGGCAAGCGGAUGCGCACGGCCUUCACCAGCACCCAACUUCUGGAGCUGGAGCGGGAGUUUUCGGCCAACAUGUACCUGUCCCGGCUGCGGCGGAUCGAGAUCGCCACGUACCUAAACCUGUCGGAGAAGCAGGUGAAGAUCUGGUUCCAGAACCGGAGGGUGAAGCACAAGAAGGAAGGCAAGGGCGCCCAGCGGAACACGCACGGCGGCUGCAGCUGCGCCGGCAACCCGGGUCGCUUCCCCAGAUCCGAGGACGAAGAGUCGCUGUCUCCGGCCUCGGCGAACGAAGACAAGGAGGUCUCCCCGUUGUAAGGGGCUUCCCCUCCGGACUGAAGAGCUCCGCGGACAAUCGCCACGGCCAGAGCCCCCGACCGGACUCUGCCGGACUCGAAAAAGACGAAAACAAUACAGAUUUUCCCCUCGGUUGUUUUGAUCGGGUCCCGAACUCAGGGUGUUUGCCUACCCCAAAAGCUGCCAAUCUGGUUGAUCCUCAAAAGCGGGAGACCCAGAUCCCGAGCCGCCUGCCCUGCCACAUCAACGGCGGAGGAAAACGCUCACAGCCUCAUUCACCCCCAAAAUUAGGAGAGAAGCUUUAGGGGA
Ahaetulla prasina is the source of this 1149-nucleotide messenger RNA. It is a transcript of the gene GSX2, whose product is annotated as GS homeobox 2. The record is from RefSeq and is a predicted model, not a curated record. Gene Ontology annotation, cellular component: nucleus. Gene Ontology annotation, molecular function: DNA-binding transcription factor activity, RNA polymerase II-specific; sequence-specific double-stranded DNA binding. NCBI's taxonomy places the organism in Eukaryota, Metazoa, Chordata, Lepidosauria, Squamata, Colubridae. The transcript is spliced from 2 exons. The coding region runs from base 1 to 861 and encodes 286 amino acids. Gene Ontology annotation, biological process: regulation of DNA-templated transcription.